AUGAGUCCUUUAGACCAAUUCGACAUGUAUUUGGAAGACUCUGACCUGUUUGGGCCUCUCAAGAUGGAGGAGUCCAACCUGGACUUUGCAUUUUACUCAGAGCUGAAUGGACUCCUGUCCGAAACUCCAGACUCUGAGUCUGUGGACUACCAACUGUUUUCGAUGGACUCUCCAACACUGACUGUCGCCAGCUCGGCAUCGUCAGUGUCUAUCGGUCCAAUAAUGGCCAAAGACUCUGCACACGCCUCAAACCCGUUCGCCGACCAGUACUCUGCGUUCGCACCUCUGGAAGGUUUCGAACAGCUCUCUCAAAACUGGCAAUAUUCCACCACCGCAGACACUCGCGAAUUGGAGUCCGCAUACCUAAACCUCUCGCAGUGCUCCGAGCCUAAAAUCGCCUCGACCCUCCCUCCACUGGACACAGACAGAGCCAGGGAGAAAGUUGUCGAGAAACGCAAAAAGAUGGCGCUCGACGGCAAGAAACUCAGCAUCCCGGCCCAUGACCACGAAAGAAACACAAGAAAACUCUCUCUGUCGCCUACAAAGAGCUUCAAAUACAAAUCCAAGUCGAUCAUGGGAUCGCCAUCCACAUCCAGCUCUCCUACAAACCCGUUCUACAAGCCUCCAGACGUCUUAUGGAAGCUGUGCAACUCGGGCUCUUCCAAACUGUGGAAGAAAUAG
This is a messenger RNA of Ogataea philodendri, 681 nucleotides long. RefSeq lists its product as uncharacterized. Bases 1 to 681 code for a protein of 226 amino acids. The record is from RefSeq and is a predicted model, not a curated record. NCBI's taxonomy places the organism in Eukaryota, Fungi, Ascomycota, Pichiomycetes, Pichiales, Pichiaceae. The transcript has a single exon.